This is a messenger RNA of Hordeum vulgare subsp. vulgare (domesticated barley), 1349 nucleotides long. RefSeq lists its product as uncharacterized. NCBI's taxonomy places the organism in Eukaryota, Viridiplantae, Streptophyta, Magnoliopsida, Poales, Poaceae. The record is from RefSeq and is a predicted model, not a curated record. The transcript has 3 exons. Bases 315 to 1202 code for a protein of 295 amino acids.
AUAAUCUUGACGGGCCAGAAAAUCCUUGCUCCGCAAGGAGAGCCGAUUUGACUCGCCCUCAACGGCAAACUCGGACACGCGAAACAAACCGACGCCGAACGCUCCGGAUGGAUGAACUCGUCUACAACAAAUCCCUAUAUCCUCUCCACUCUGACCUCCUCCACUCUCCCCGUUUUCUCCUCAUCCCCAACGAAGUCCUGAAAUCUUCGUGUUCCCCAUCGGAUAAAUAGAGCGAGUUGGUUGUUCCCCUCCACGAUUUGGUGAAGACGAGCUCCAGAUCUGAAAGCGUACGCCUCAUCCUCCUUGAUCAAGAUAUGUCAGGAAACAAUGUGGUGUGGCAGCCCCAAGUUGUUGAUGAAAUGUUACGUUACUACAAAGAGAAGAUUCAGUCUGAGGGAAAACAAUUUGUUUUCAAAGAGACACAUCACGAGGAAUGUGCAAAACAAAUCAAUGCAAGGUUUACCACUGCCUUCACACAACGACAAGUUUAUCACAAGUUCCACAAGCUCAAAGGCCAGUGGAAGAUCGUACUGGAGGCGAAGAACUUAAGCGGUGCCAAUUUUGAUGAUGUCAACAAGAUAAUAUUAUAUGAUGAGACAGAAGUUGUUCAUAUGAAGAAUAAUAAAGACAAAAGGGCAAAAUAUAUCAAUGUGCCAAUUGCCAACUUUGAUGAGAUGGAGUUCAUAUUUCAGGAUAAGCAUGCUACUGGAGAGUUCAUGGUCCUUCAAACACCAUAUGACCGUGUUCAUGCUCGUGACAAGGAUUUUAUUGGUGAUACCGAGAAGAAUGCUAGUGAUGUUGAGGUUGAUCCUGCAACCCAUUAUGAUUCAGAUUGUCUUCCUGAUGACACCAACAAUGAAAGCUCAUCUUCAAAGCGUCCUCGAGGUGAAAAACGCAAUAAAGGUAAGAGGGUGAAGUGUGAUGAGAGUGUGGUUCAAGACAUGACGUGGUCACUGCGUGAUAUGUCAGAUACUAUGCGUUUCACACACGUGACCAACCCGAAUGAGAAUUUGUUCAAAAUAAUUGAUGACAUGGAAGAAUACCCUCUCUUCGUCCGACUUUCACUACAGACAUCUUUGGCCACGAAUGAACAAGUGGCUUCCAUUUUGAAGGGGAGGCCAAUGGCUGCUAUUCAAGAGUUUGUGCGGCGCUGGGUCGGUGAUAACUAUCCUGACCACAUUCAUGUUCCUCCUGACAUGUGAUUCAUGAAAAAUAAAUUCGUAUCUUAGGGAAAUAAAGUCGAUGCCUCAUGCUGGCAUGUGAUGAUGUCACAGAAUUUUUCAUUCAUGAAAAAUAAGCUUGUUACCCGGAUUAAUUCUUUAUCAAUGAGUGUUUUUGCAAAGUGUGUU